UCGUACACACGUGCUACCCGUCAUAAUAAUUAUGUAUGAAUUUCAUCAAACAGUAUUAAUAAGUAGUGAAUUAAUAACUCGUUAAACAAACAUUCUAAUACAGCUUCUUAUAAUUAUUCUAGCGACACAAUGGCUCUGGACGUAGAAACGUGCGGUUUUAUCGUGCGUUAUAACUUUAAUACUUCUAGCUAUUGUAGUGCCCAUAACUGUAUAUUUCACUCAUCAAUCAGACGCAUCGGUCUUCCCAGAAAUUCCAACCUCAUCAAUCGAGGGUAAUUGUCUAUCUGGAAAAUAUUCCUUUCUGACGCAAAUGCUGUGGACGUGGAAAUGGUAUAUAGGUUUAUCGUGCGUUCUAGCUUUAAUACUUCUGGGUAUUAUAGUGUUUAUAACUGUACAUUUCACUCAUCAAUCCGACAUAUCUCCCGCACCGCCCGAACCGACUACACCGUUUAAACCGACCACACCAACAACACCAUCCACACCAACCACACCAGAAAUUCCAAACUCAUCUACCGAGGAUAAUUGUCCAUCUAGAAAAUAUUUUGUUAUGCAAGCGCGACACGAGGCAAAUGGUAAUAACGAAACAGAGUUUCGCAUUGUCGAGCGGGACGAAUGGGGUGCACAGCCUUCGAGACCUUUAAGAAAAAUGAUGCUGCCAGUAUCAUAUGUAAUUAUUUUUCACACUGCGACAGCAUUCUGUACCACGCAAUCAAAGUGUGCAAACCAAUUGAGAAUUAUCCAGAAUAAUCAGAUGGAAGGUAUUUUUGACGAUAUCGCUUACAAUUUCAUGGUCGGAGGCGACGGCCUCGCAUAUGUUGGUAGAAACUGGAAUUACGUCGGUGGCUAUUCAAGACACUAUAACGGCAUAAGUAUUGGUAUUGCAUUCAUCGGUGAUUUCACUUCGGUUGUACCGCCGAAAACGCAAUUAAAUGCCGCGAAAGAGCUCAUAAAGUUCGGCGUCAGAGCCGAAAAAAUUGCGCCUGACUAUAAACUGUUAGGUGCGCGACAAGUUGUGACGACUAAGAAUCCUGGAAAUGCCUUAUAUAAUGAAAUUAUAAAAUGGCCUCAUUGGUCAUCCGAGCCCUACUGGUUAGAUAGACUUGUCAAAUCUGUCUAUGUCAGUUAGAUGUAAUUGCAACAUGUACAGAUAACAGUUAACUGAAAAUAUCGCGGGUCUAUUAUUCUCGUUUCGAGUGUAACAUUUUUUUUACACUAGAAUACAAUAAAAUGACAAAAAAGCAAUUCCUACAGAUUUUGUGGUAUUAAUAUUAGUAAAUAAAAGAAGAAAAGUUCAUGUAUAAAAAGUAUUGAGUGUUGAAGAUACAAAAGACAUGGUUCUGGUCGAACCUCAUAAUAAAAUUGAUAAUUAUGCAAUUAUGUAAUUAGCUUCGCCCUGUAUCAAUAUAACUACUAUCGAGAUAUAUAUUCCGAGAAAUGACUUCACUUGUGCUUUAAUCGCUUCUCUCGAUUAUAUUUGUAUACUUACAUACAUAUAUGUAAUAGGAGAAACCAGGGACAAACGUAACAAUUUUCUCAUUUGUGUUGAUAUCUUCGAUUUGCUUGUUUAUAUAUAAACUUUUUCUCUUUCAUAAGGUAAAAAUACAUUCUUUACUUACAUUAUAGUAUAGAUAAAAUUUAUCCACAUUUUAUAAUUACGUAGAAAAAUCAAAUUUUACAAAGAUCGAAAUUUGUUACAAUUGUCCCUACUCCUAGGGCUGGUUGUAACAGAGCUGAAGAUCGAGUUUAACAAGGUAAAAUAAAAGAAAUAAACAUAUAAUCAAUGUAGCGUAAUGUUUUAGUUCUUAAAAGACUUUUUUUAAAUAGUUCUAAAUAUUUUUAAUUAUUCUAAACAAACGUUGCUAAACCUCUACUUUACUUUGACCGUAUUCUUACGGCAUCGACACACAACUUCUCAUGACAGAGCUUCGAGCGCUACUAAGGUGAGGAAGGAGUUUAAAAGACAUUAUAUAACAGCAGAUAGAUUCGUACAGAAAUAUUAUUUUUUUAGUAAUCGCGUUUGUUACGUUUAUUCCGCGUUACUUUUGUCCCUGGUCUCCCCUAAUUUUUAACAAAGUAAGAGAGACCGGGGCGGGUCGUUACUACAAUUAUCUCGAAAUCUGUAUAUUGUGUGAACUCGCCAUUAAUAUUGUAAACGCUGCUUAUGGUGCUCAUAUGACCAACGGAGUUUAGUGAGAUUAUAUGCCAUGUUGUGAUUUUCAUUAAAGUAAACG
This is a messenger RNA of Temnothorax curvispinosus, 2231 nucleotides long. Its product is annotated as peptidoglycan-recognition protein SA-like. The transcript has 3 exons. The coding region runs from base 311 to 1126 and encodes 271 amino acids. The record is from RefSeq and is a predicted model, not a curated record. NCBI's taxonomy places the organism in Eukaryota, Metazoa, Arthropoda, Insecta, Hymenoptera, Formicidae. Gene Ontology annotation, molecular function: N-acetylmuramoyl-L-alanine amidase activity; zinc ion binding. Gene Ontology annotation, biological process: peptidoglycan catabolic process.